Messenger RNA from Leptopilina heterotoma, 993 nucleotides. Its product is annotated as trypsin-7-like. NCBI's taxonomy places the organism in Eukaryota, Metazoa, Arthropoda, Insecta, Hymenoptera, Figitidae. Gene Ontology annotation, biological process: proteolysis. The coding region runs from base 28 to 834 and encodes 268 amino acids. The record is from RefSeq and is a predicted model, not a curated record. The transcript has 6 exons. Gene Ontology annotation, molecular function: serine-type endopeptidase activity.
CACAAAGUUAAUUGAAAGUCUUUAACAAUGAAUUUUUCUUUUGAAAAUAUUUAUUGUCUCUUGUCAAUUUUGCUAUUCUGCUUUUACUGUGAAACAGUAUUGGCAGAAAAUAGAAUUAUAGGAGGACAUAGAGUUUCAAUCGAAAAAUUUCCUUAUAUGCUUCGUCUUAAUGUUGGUAUGAAAGAUGGUAGGCAAAGUGUUUGUGGUGCUUCAAUUAUUGGGACAGACUGGGGACUUACAGCAGCACAUUGCGUGGAAGAAAAAACAACUAAUACAAACAAAGUAGAUGUAAUUGCUGGUACUGAUAAUAUAAAAAAGUUAUCAAGUACUGCUUCAAAACAUAAAGUAACAAGUAUUAUUCGACAUGAGAAGUAUAAUAAAGGAAAAGUAAAUACAUUACAAUUUGACAUCGCUGUCAUUAAAGUAAAUCCACCAUUUACUUAUAAAAACGUGGUUCAACCAGUUAAAUUACCAGAAAAGGGACAAACAUUAGACAUAAAUUUCGCCACAGUUUCAGGAUGGGGACGCACUAAUUUUAACAAACCAGGUUCUGAUGUAUUGCUUGCCGUUAAGGUACCAAAAGUAGAUUAUGGUACGUGCAAAAAAAAAUAUGGAAAAUAUCUAAAUUCAGGAGAAAUUUGUUAUGGAUUCAAGAAUGGCACAGUUUUUUACGAUAAGUGCAAUGGCGAUUCUGGUGGUCCACUUGUUAAUAAGGACGGAAUAGAACUUGGAUUAGUUUCAUUUGGUGUCAAGUGUGGAUCAACAGGAACUCAAGGAGUUUACACUGACGUUCAAUAUUAUCGUGGUUGGAUUAAAGAAAAAACAGGAAUAUAAUUCGAAAAUUGUGUUCCAAUUUUUUCUAUAAAAAGACAGUGAAUACGGAAAAAAUUAAUUUAAAAAUUUUUGUUACUACCUAAUUUUAUAGGUAACAAUUACGAAAUAAUUUAUGUAAUACACAUAAUAUUAAAUAUAUAUAUGUGACUUUAAUUAUAA